AUGGCCGAACCCCAUCGCGACGAGUCCGACUUCGACGACUCCGCCGACGAAGCCAUCACAAUCACCCUCACCCACCGCAACACCCCGCACACCUUCAAGUUCCCCAGCGACGGCACUAUCACCCACCUCUCCGAAGAUGUCGAAGACGCUCUCUCCAUCCCCGCCUCCAACCAAAAGUUCAUCGUCCCGAAGCUCGGCCUGCUGAAGCCCCCGUUCAAGGACCCCGACAUGUCCCUCGCCGACCUGCAAGGCAAGAAGAUCAUGCUCAUGGGCGUCGAGGCGAAGGAGGUCGCCUCCCUGCAGGCCGCGUCCGAGUUCGCCGCACGCCGCAACGCCGCCCGCAGCGCCGCGCGGAGGGCGAAUCGCCCGUCGCGGAGGCGGGACCAGGCGCGGUCGCAGGCGCACAGCACGUAUACCUUCCUGUCCGUCAGGCCGCUGGCGGGGCUGCCGAACCCGGAGCGGUCGCUGGCGCUGCUGGAGAAGCUGAAGGAGGACCCGGGGAUCCGCGCCUCGAUGGUGAAGCACAAGUUCAGCGUCGGCCUGCUGACGGAGAUGGAGCCGCUAUCAAACACGCAGUCGAGCCACGAGGGCACGACGAGGCUGCUGGGGCUGAACCGGAACCAGGGAGAAGUCAUCGAGUUGCGUCUGAGGACAGACGCGCAUGACGGAUACAGGGACUACAAGACGAUUCGAAAGACGCUGUGCCAUGAGUUGGCGCACAAUGUUCACGGCCCCCACGACAGGAACUUCUGGGACCUGUGCCACCAGAUCGAGCGCGAGGUUGACGCCGCGGACUGGAAGCACGGCGGGCAGACCGUCGGGCAAUCAUCAUCCUAUUAUGCGGCUGGAGAGGACGAGGAGGAAGGUUUCGAGGACCACGGGGGCUGGGAAGGGGGCGACUUUGUUGUCGGCGGAAGCGCCGCUGACAACAAGGGCUUGAGCCGACGGGAGAUUCUAGCCAGAGCCGCAGAGGAACGCCUGAAAAAGAUGAAUAUGGAAAGGAGGGAUGGCGGAAAGCCGGAUUCAGGAGCAUCACCUUGA
Messenger RNA from Colletotrichum siamense, 1041 nucleotides. Its product is annotated as Ubiquitin and WLM domain-containing metalloprotease. The transcript has a single exon. Lineage: Eukaryota; Fungi; Ascomycota; Sordariomycetes; Glomerellales; Glomerellaceae. The record is from RefSeq and is a predicted model, not a curated record. Gene Ontology annotation, molecular function: proteasome binding. The coding region runs from base 1 to 1041 and encodes 346 amino acids.